GGAAGAGUCACGGUUAGCAGUGGAGUGUGAGAACUGAUGCCUCUUCUUCUUCUCCUAUGGCUUCACAUUAAGGGCCGACUGUUUGGACAAGUGUUACUCCAGAAGCCAGAGCAGCAGGAAUAACAUCUUGCCAGAACCGAAGUUUACACCAUGGUUGUCCCAGAGACACAAGAUGAGGAACUGUCCCCCAGCGGCUCUGCCGGCAGAGGCGGCAGCCAGCAGCACAGAUCCAACCAGUCCUCAUCUCAACACUCUGGAAGCCCACAACAUUUUUCCUCUAAUGGGAAUAUUUCACCAGCCAACACCAGUAUCCAUUAUGAGCCACAGGAGUACACUGAGGCUGACUAUCUGCUCCCCAGUAAACUCUACGGCAGCUCAAGGCUCAGCCGAUCCAGGAGAGCAAAAGAUGCAGAUGGAUCUGGUGCACCUGCUGAGUCAAUCCGCUCCAUGGUGCUUCAGAUCCUGGUGCCUUUUCUGCUGGCCGGCCUCGGGACAGUCUCUGCUGGGAUGCUGCUUGAUGUGGUUCAGAACUGGGACGUGUUCCAGGAAAUCACAGAGAUCUUCAUCCUGGUCCCUGCAGUAUUAGGCAUGAAGGGGAACCUGGAAAUGACUCUGGCCUCUAGACUCUCGACUGCUGUGAAUGCAGGGAAAAUGGAACCCGUCAGAGAAAAGUGGAUGUUGAUCGUUGGGAACCUGGCGCUUAAGCAGCUUCAAGCCACGGUGCUCGGCCUGUUAGCCUCUUUGAUGGCCACUGUUUUGGGCUGGAUGGCAGAAGGAAAGAUGCCCUUUCAUCACUUAGUGCUCCUGUGUUCAACCAGUGUUUCUACAGCCUUCGUGGCGUCACUGCUGCAAGGUAUUAUUAUGGUGGGAGUGAUCAUUGGCUCCAAGCGGCUAGGAAUCAACCCAGACAACGUGGCCACGCCCUUGGCAGCCAGCUUUGGUGAUCUCAUCACUCUGGCCUUGCUGGCCUCCUUCAGUCAGUGGUUCUACUCCUUCAUAGAUUUCUAUCUUUAUGCGUUGUACUUGGUGGAUCUGUUGUUUUUGUGCCUGAUUCCUCUUUGGGUGGUGAUCGCCUCCAAACAUCCAGCCAGUCAUAUGCUGCUCCGCACAGGUUGGGAACCAAUCAUUACAGCAAUGGUCAUCAGCAGUAUUGGAGGACUUAUUCUGGACAAGACUGUGUCAGAUCCAAACCUGGCUGCAAUCAUAGUUUAUGCUCCAGUCAUAAAUGGUAUUGGAGGAAACCUUGUCUCCAUACAGUCUAGUCGUAUUUCUACCAAUUUGCAUCUGAAUUUCUCACCUGGAGACGUUCCUGAAGACCGUAAGAGCUGUUACAACCCUUGUCGCACUUUCUUUGGCUCAGGAGCAAAUCAUCGAUGUGCUCAGGUUCUGCUUCUUUUGGUCAUCCCUGGUCAGCUCGUCUUCUUACACACUAUUCACCUGAUGAAAGGAGGCCACACUCUGCCCAGUCCUCUCUUCACUGUCGCAUUCUUGUCUGUUUCCCUGGUUCAGGUUUUCUCCCUUCUGUGUAUCGCCGACUGCAUGGUCCACUGUCUGUGGCGGAGGGGUAAAGACCCUGACAGUUACUCAAUACCCUACCUGACAGCUCUUGGAGACCUGCUGGGGACUGCUCUCCUAUCUCUCGCCUUUCUCAUGCUGUGGUGCAUUGGUGACUCAGGCAGUGUAUAG
This is a messenger RNA of Chelmon rostratus (copperband butterflyfish), 1686 nucleotides long. It is a transcript of the gene slc41a2a, whose product is annotated as solute carrier family 41 member 2a. Gene Ontology annotation, biological process: monoatomic cation transport. Gene Ontology annotation, cellular component: plasma membrane. Bases 151 to 1686 code for a protein of 511 amino acids. The record is from RefSeq and is a predicted model, not a curated record. The transcript has 11 exons. Gene Ontology annotation, molecular function: monoatomic cation transmembrane transporter activity. NCBI's taxonomy places the organism in Eukaryota, Metazoa, Chordata, Actinopteri, Chaetodontiformes, Chaetodontidae.